This is a messenger RNA of Haemonchus placei, 336 nucleotides long. Lineage: Eukaryota; Metazoa; Nematoda; Chromadorea; Rhabditida; Trichostrongylidae. The record is from the annotation of a GenBank genome assembly.
GCAAAGAACAAGUGCGGUUCCCAUGUUCUUCAAGCUGCUUUCAAAAGCGACACUCUAGAGGAAAGUGUGAAGGAGAAAUUAAUAAAUGCCUUUGAGGAUGACUGGGGAUCGUUGAUCUCAGAUGUAUACGGUAGUCACGUAUUUGAGUCAAUAUGGGAUUGCUCGUUGUUCACAGUAAAGAGGCGACAGGAGCUUAUGAAGAAGCUUGUUCCAAUCCAUAAUGACUCCAAAUUUUGGAAAUUUGCAAUGCUGAGAUGUGAUAUGUAUUUGUUCCGGAAAGAUCGAAAAGCUUGGGUAGAAAAGAUGAAGAAAACUGUGAAAAAGGUCAAGCAUUAG